CCGGUGUUCCUCGCUCGCAUCAGACCCUGUCCUGGCUGCGGGAGAGGGGAUUCCAGCCAGGUUCCAGAGUCCGAGUCCUCAGCAUCGUGUCAGAUUGGGUGCCGGCUGCAGCCACCUCAACCUGGGCUAGGAGCACACGCGUCUUUGGAGCCCGACGCGGCGGCACAACUUCCUCAGGGGCCAACUUUGGGCCAGCCUGCCGGCUUGGUGCAGAGUCCGACUCAGGAGACCUGCCCAAGAAGUCUCAGGGAGUGGAACCCAGGAGCCCCUACCCCGCCCCCAGACACGCCGGGACUGCGCGUCGGGCCCCGCCCCGCGCGCCACGCUUUAAAAGGCUGGAAGGCCAGGGGCGCACGGCGGCGGCCACGGUCAUGGAGGGGUUGCCUGCAGCCAACUGGAGCGCCGAGGCGGUCAACUCGAGCGUGGCGCCGCCAGAGGCCGAGGGCAACCGCACCGCCGGGCCGCCUCAGCGCAACGAGGCCCUGGCGCGUGUGGAGGUGGCGGUGUUGUGCCUCAUUCUCUUCCUAGCUCUGAGCGGCAAUGCGUGCGUGCUGCUGGCGCUGCGCACCACGCGCCACAAGCAUUCGCGCCUCUUCUUCUUCAUGAAACACCUGAGCAUAGCCGACCUGGUGGUGGCGGUGUUCCAGGUGCUGCCUCAGCUACUGUGGGAUAUCACCUUCCGCUUCUACGGACCUGACUUGCUGUGCCGCCUCGUCAAGUACCUCCAGGUGGUGGGCAUGUUCGCUUCCACUUACCUGCUGCUGCUCAUGUCGCUCGACCGCUGUCUGGCCAUCUGCCAGCCGCUGCGCGCGCUGCGCCGCCGCGCGGACCGUCUGGCAGUGCUAGCCACAUGGCUGGGCUGCCUGGUGGCCAGCGCGCCGCAGGUGCACAUCUUCUCGCUGCGCGAGGUGGCCGACGGCGUCUUCGAUUGCUGGGCCGUCUUCAUCCAGCCCUGGGGGCCCAAGGCCUACAUCACGUGGAUCACGCUUGCGGUCUACAUCGUGCCGGUCAUCGUGCUCGCCGCCUGCUACGGCCUUAUCAGCUUCAAGAUCUGGCAGAACUUGCGGCUCAAGACUGCGGCGGAAGCGGCGGAGGCGGUCGCGGGAACCGAGGGCGCGGCGGUGGGCAGCCGGGGCCGAGCGGCCCUGGCCCGCGUCAGCAGCGUCAAGCUCAUCUCCAAGGCCAAGAUCCGCACCGUCAAGAUGACCUUCAUCAUUGUGCUGGCCUUCAUCGUGUGCUGGACGCCAUUCUUCUUCGUGCAGAUGUGGAGCGUCUGGGACGCCGAUGCGCCCAAGGAAGCCUCAGCUUUCAUCAUUGCAAUGCUCCUGGCCAGCCUCAACAGCUGCUGCAACCCCUGGAUCUACAUGCUCUUCACAGGCCACCUCUUCCACGAACUCGUGCAGCGCUUCCUUUGCUGCUCUUCCAGCCACCUGAAGACCAGCCGGCCCGGGGAGACGAGUGUCAGCAAAAAGAGCAACUCGUCCACCUUUGUCUUGAGCCAGCACAGCUCCAGCCAGAAGAGCUGCUCGUAGCCAUCCACGGGGUGACCAUCGAGGCUGAGACUGCCUCCCUGGCUUGGGUUGUGUGACAGGGACAGUCCGGCCUUUGGUGGUGGCUGUGUCCCUAUGUGUAUAAGGUACCUUUCAGUUUGUACCCCUCCAUGCCUUGGGGGAGCUGGAGCAGACCAGGGGAUUUGGACCUGGGGUGGGGAAGCCAUCUCUGAGGGGGAAGAUGAGAGGGUGACUCAGCCAUUGGACAAUCCCUGGACCUCCCCUGGGCUCCCACCUUACUCCUGCUAUCCUGUCCCCACUGCUGCCCCUGGCUGCUGGGUGGGUGGUUUUUUUCUCUGAAGUCUGUGAUUUUAAUCCAGUGUCCUUUUAGUCCUUUGUCCUGGGAUCUUGUGAAAGGUGGUAAGUAUAGGAUUGGUGACCAAAUGGGCUCCAAAGCCUAGUGUUCUGAGCUAGGGGUGAAGAACACGACCUCAGGUGGUGGUGGUGCCGAUGUCUUCAUGGCCUCAGCACUCAGUGCUUUGGCCUUCGAGUGGUACAGUGCCAGCAUCCUUGGGCGACAGCUUUUCAGAAGGUAGCCCUUGAGCAGGGGAUUCUCCUAUGAACCAUCUGGCACAGGCAGCAGAUUCAAACUUGGGUUAAGAAUGUUUAGGAAGGUACUUAAGAAGCAGUUGGGAAAGAAAAAUAAAAAGCAUUCAAAUUGGAAAA
Messenger RNA from Phacochoerus africanus (Common warthog), 2216 nucleotides. It is a transcript of the gene OXTR, whose product is annotated as oxytocin receptor. Gene Ontology annotation, biological process: maternal process involved in parturition; regulation of systemic arterial blood pressure by vasopressin; positive regulation of vasoconstriction. Gene Ontology annotation, cellular component: membrane. The record is from RefSeq and is a predicted model, not a curated record. Gene Ontology annotation, molecular function: oxytocin receptor activity; vasopressin receptor activity; peptide binding. The coding region runs from base 372 to 1532 and encodes 386 amino acids. Lineage: Eukaryota; Metazoa; Chordata; Mammalia; Artiodactyla; Suidae. The transcript has 3 exons.